GUCACAAGCCACACUCCUUGGGUCACGCGCCUGUCACAGCUCAAGUCGACCGGUGACCCUUACGUUCCUCUCGUCCUUUCCUUUUCCAUGUCACUACAUCUUAGUCUCUUUUCUGAGGACACCCUACCCUGUCUGGAUAACGCACGUCAAAGAAGCAAUCGCUAAUGAUGGCAAGUUCCAGAGGACAUUUGGCGUUGUUUUCGCCGUUGUUGUUUCUGUACUUUGUACUUGGGACGACUACAGCAGGUGUGAUGCCCAGGUAUGACCCGGCGGCUUCAGAACAACUCGCAGAUACCACUACCUUGCCUCCCCCUCCCCUGCCGCCUCCUAGUAUCGGACGUUUCAACGUCAGCGACUCCUCCACCGGUAUCCGGUGCAUCCUGGUACACAUGGGUGUGCAGUUUAAGAUCCAGUACACGUCCAAAGAUGGCGACGAUCUCAUGGCUGACUUCCAGCUCUCUCCGUACGCAGACGACAGCGGCAACUGUGAUAACGGUCAGGGAGAGGCAGCCAUUCUCCUCCAAUGGCCGCUGAGCGAUGAAGGACCCAACUACCAGUUCACCCUGUCCUUCAAGAAGGACUCCCAAGCCUCGGAAUUCCACCUUAACGACAUCGUGCUCAACUACAACCUGACCGAGGACGACUUCCCCAACGCUAACGAGACCAACGCGAUAAAGACCAUUGAGAAGCACGACAUCCAGGACACGUUUAGCGCGCCGCUAGGUCAGUCCUACCAGUGCCGCACCGAGCAGACCAUACAGGUGGGAAACGUCGCCACCAUCAACUUUGUGGGGGUUCAGCUCCAGCCGUUCGAAGUGAAGGGAGAUGAGUUCGGGGAGCCGAAAGUCUGCCCGGAGGACAUCGCGGGCACCACACCUCCCCCCACCACCCGGCCUGCCCCGCCGCUUCCACCGCCCACAGUCGGUCACUUCAACGUGACUGACGACUCGGGAAACAUGUGCAUCCUGGCUUCUCUCGGUCUGCAGUUCAAGAUCCAGUACGACUCCAGAGAUGGGGACGAGGACUUAGCGGACUUCCAGCUGUCCCCGUCCGCUGACGUGGGCGGCGAAUGUGACAACGGACAGGGAGAGGCGUCGCUUCUUAUGAGGUGGCCUGUAGGCGCUGAUGACCAGGCUCCCUACACACUCGCCCUGGUCUUCACCAAGGUCAGGAACGUCUUCAGUCUCAGCGGCCUCGUCUUUAACUACAACCUGACCCAAGACGACUUCCCAGACGCCAACGAGACCGACUCCCAGAAGACCAUCACGAUGAACGACCUUAAGGACCAGUUCAGCGCGCCGGUAGGACAGUCUUACAUGUGUCAGAGUGAGCAGACCUUACAGGACGGAACCGUCGCGACGUUGAACUUCGUCGGGGUUCAGCUGCAGCCGUUCGAGGUGAAGGACAACAAGUUCGGCGCGCCCAGAGUCUGCUCCGAGGAUCUGACCACAACUCCCCGGCCUCCCGGCCCCUCAACUACCGCCUACAUGCCCCUGCCGAUACCCGGCGACUGGAAGGUCACGAACAGCAGUGGCAUGGUGUGUAUGAGAGUAAAAGCCAGUAUCCAGUUCAAAGUGAAGUACUACACGACACGGGGCACGUUAGAACAGACGGACCUGACCGUGCCGCCCCACAUCGGCGCCUCGGGGACAUGCGCAGGGGUUACCGGGAACAGCGCAAGCCUCGUCCUCUCAUGGGACAACUUGUACACGGUAACUAUCAAAUUCUCCAAAAACAUCGGGACGGACAGUACCAGCUUCAAGCUGAACAACAUCCAGGUGGAGUACACGGUGAACGAGGACGGGUUUCCGGAGUGCCGGGACUGUGGGACGGCUGGUCGCGCCUCUAACCUCACCGUGGACGCCUACCACGGGAAGGUGGGCAGGGCCCUGACGUGUGCCACUCCCACCGUCAUCCCGGUGGACACCAACGUGACGAUGAAGAUUGCGGAGCUCGAAGCGCAGCCGUUCGGCGUCGGUCGUGACGGACAGUUUGGGGAGACUGACCAGUGUCCGCAGGACGACACCCCGUCGGGCGGGAGCUCGGGAGGGACCGUCGCGCUGGCCGUGUGCCUCACGCUCUUCGUCAUCAUAGCUUUCGGCGUCACCUGUUACUUCUACCGGAAAAAGAGGUCCGAGUACCAGAAAUUCUAAACCACUGAUUUUAAAAAAUGCAACAUAGUAACAUGUAACUUUCACAGUUUUAAAAUGCUCAAAGAAAACGUUCAAUUGUGGAAAGCUCGGACAUCUAUGUCAAACAUUUAACCAAUCAUGUGCAAAAUUUGAGUACUUUUCACCAGGACAACUGAGGAUAACAUUAAUCUUAAAAAAAUCAAUUAUACUGAUGUAGACAGCAAUAAGCAACAUCCAGUCGUGAGACAACCCACUGUAUUUCUGUAGCUUAGUCAAGUUAUUUGUCAACGAUAAGAGUAUCAUUUAUGGCUUUGAUCUGAAAGAAUACCUUCAUCUUCCAAGCAACGUAUACAUUUUAAAUAACGUUGCAUGUAGUAUUGGUUACAAAAGUCCGACCUAAGAUCAAAGAAUAUAGAGAAUAUAUAGAACCACCUUAUAAAGUACGUAAUAAACACAAACGAUAGUUGUUGGACUAGUUUAACUGUAAUGUCCAACAUAAAAAUUGGACUCACCCAAAUUUUCGACUGAACAGCAUUAGUCUUUGUCAAGGAAUGAACAAUCCACUGCUGUCCGUUAUGCAGGUAGAAGACGUGACUUAGUAAGUAAUGGAUCAUAGGUUGCAGGAAGUCGUUAAUUGUAACGAUUAUAUUGUUUCAAGGCUUCCUACCUAGCGUUAGAAGAAUGAGAAAUGAAAUCAAAUUUUCCUACUGAAAACGUAAAAGAAACACAAAUGUUGCUCGAAAAUAAGGCAAACUAAGUCGUACUUUUUGCAUGUUAUACACAGUUAUGCGUCUGGUGGGUAAACAUGGUUUCGUUAAUGUUUCAGUACGAUAUGCCAAAGUUGGGUGCCUGUAUCUCUACUGUUCUAUCCCAGAAAUAAAUAUGCUGUACCUAGAA
Molecule: messenger RNA, 3029 nt
Organism: Branchiostoma floridae (Florida lancelet)
Lineage: Eukaryota; Metazoa; Chordata; Leptocardii; Amphioxiformes; Branchiostomatidae
Product: lysosome-associated membrane glycoprotein 1-like
Exons: 9
Coding region: 165-2153 (662 amino acids)
Cellular component (GO): membrane
Source: RefSeq, a predicted model, not a curated record